CGCUUUUUCUCUUGAAGGCGUUUGCGAACCCACUUGUGGCUCAACCGGUGAGCUGCUGGAGUGCCCGGAUGCUUCUAAUCCCAGCGAACUGGGUGUGUACUCCUAUGCACAGGAUUUACUGUGGGUCUGUUGGGUUGUGGAACCUUUGUGCUAUAUGUUUCACUGGGCUUUUUUUCUCUUGUACCUUCCCAUUCCCGCAAUGGCAUUGUACCAAGUCUGGGCUUUUAUUGGCCCAUUGUUGCUGCGCCGUCAGCCCUCCGCCGAUGAGAGCUCGGAGGGGGCUGCAAUUCCGCGUAACCGUGCGGAACGCCGAAGACAAGAGCUCCUGCAACGCAAGAAAAACACGAAGUAA
This is a messenger RNA of Trypanosoma cruzi, 352 nucleotides long. RefSeq lists its product as uncharacterized. Gene Ontology annotation, cellular component: intracellular membrane-bounded organelle. The transcript has a single exon. The annotation marks the transcript as partial. Lineage: Eukaryota; Euglenozoa; Kinetoplastea; Trypanosomatida; Trypanosomatidae. The record is from RefSeq and is a predicted model, not a curated record. Gene Ontology annotation, biological process: vacuolar protein processing.